Pipistrellus nathusii (Nathusius's pipistrelle) is the source of this 1653-nucleotide messenger RNA. NCBI's taxonomy places the organism in Eukaryota, Metazoa, Chordata, Mammalia, Chiroptera, Vespertilionidae. The record is from the annotation of a GenBank genome assembly.
AUGAAUUUUAAUGUCUGGAAUAUCAAAGAUAUGCUCAGUAUUCCCUCAGCUUCUGGGACCACAAAGUCAUCGAGCUGGGCUAAUAAUCAGAGUGAUUAUUCCAGUCUCAGUGACUCUCAGUUCCUCUUUGGAUCCCAGUUCUGUCCAGAAAGUUCAGAGACCCUGUCAGCACCCUUGGACGUUGGUGUCCAUUUGAGAGAUCCAAAACCGUUACAAAAGGGUUCUCUGGAUAAUGAACCUAGUAUUUUCACAAAGUACCAGACAAAACCCCAGCUAUUUGAAGAAGAUAUAAAUGAUGGAGGCUUAUUUCCUCUCCCUUUGUCAGUUGGAAAAUCAAAAGGCCUUUUGGAACAGUUUGAGGAGAAAAAGAAAAUAGCAAAAGAUAAAUGUGACAGUGAGGCUCUGCACGGCUUCAUCUCCCAUGUCCGAGAGAGCAUCCACAAGUUGCAGACAUCCGUGGAAAAGUCUGAGGAACAUCUCAAUUCAAGAAGCCAAUCUAUUUUGGAUUCUUUGGAGACCGUGGCCAAGACCUUGCAAGACACCGCGCGGGCGCAGAGGGAGCUGGUGCUGGAGGCAGUGCAGGACCGAGGCAGCCUGGAGCGGGCCAUGCUGGAGCUGCAGCAGAAGUGUGAGGCUCGACAAGCGGAGAUCGUGGAAAUGAAGUCCGGCCUGAAGCUCCUAGAAGCCGCCGCUGCCCAGCAGAGCCAGGACGUGCAGCAGCUGUGUGAGCGGCUGGGCCGGCUCGACGUGCCCGGCGCCCUGGCCGAGUUGAAGAGCUUCAUCUCGGGGCCUCGGGGCCCCACGCACGUGAGAGACAGCACCUCCCAGACCUCACCCCGGGGGCCCCGGAGCCCCGCCCCGCAGGCCCAGCAGGCCUCGGGGGAGCCGGCUGCGGGGCGGGGCCGGAGGAUGGGCGAGGUGUGGGGUGAGGGAGCCAAGCGGGCAGCUCUCCCGGAAGAGGCAGGCGGAGAAGGGAAGAGAAGCAGGGGCGUCCGGGACAAGGCCACGCAGACUAACUCCAAGAGUCAGCCCAUUCCCAAGACCAGCUCGGAGAACUGUGGCGCCAGCACCCCGGGCCGCCCGGCCACAGGCGCCAGGAACCUGGCUGCUCCCGGGGCCUCGAGGCUUAUGUCCCUGGAUGUGAACAACUUUGGCACCAGCCCCAAACGGCCGGCCAAAGCUGUGUGCUCCGGUGACCCUGGGGAGCGGGGCCCGGGGCCGGGGGAGCCCAGGCCAGGAGGCCAGCCUCCACCCACGAGACCCCGCAGAGGCAGGCCCCCCGGCCGGAGGCAGGCACAGCCCCAGAGCAGAGCCUGUGCGUUCCGUCCUCCGUGCCCCCCACCCCCCGGGCCCAGGGCACAGAGCUCCCUCCCGGAGCAGCAGGAGGCCCAUGCCCAGCCCCCACGCCGGGGGUGCCUGGGCCGGAACCCCCCCCAGCCCGCCCCGGGGGGAGCGCUCAGACCCAGGCCCGCGCAGGCAGCGCGGGCCCCCCGGCCGCUCGGAGGGCACUCCUCCCAGGACAGCGCCCAGGGGGACCCCCGCAUGCGCUGGUUCAGCGACCUCACCCGGGAGAGCGGCCGGGCUGCCCAGGCCACACCGGGGAGCUCUGUGCUCUACCGCCUGGGCUUCGACAGCAGCGACGACAGCUGCUGA